Messenger RNA from Leishmania braziliensis MHOM/BR/75/M2904, 1872 nucleotides. RefSeq lists its product as hypothetical. The annotation marks the transcript as partial. NCBI's taxonomy places the organism in Eukaryota, Euglenozoa, Kinetoplastea, Trypanosomatida, Trypanosomatidae. Gene Ontology annotation, cellular component: membrane. The transcript has a single exon. The record is from RefSeq and is a predicted model, not a curated record.
CGCGCUCAUCUGAUCCGAAAUCGCUACAUGUCGCAGCUUGUGCCGAAGCGGCGCUACAUUAUCAUGGCGAUCAUCCUCGUGCUGCUCAACCUCUACCUGACCAUCCAGACCGUGUGCGUGGCAUACCUCGCCGCCGACAUCACGCCAGGCAAGUUGCGCGGCAUCGCAAUCGGUGCGGUAAUGAUUGUACUGCUGGUCCUUGUGCUUGUGUUGCCGCUGGACAGCAUUGAUGGGCUGUCGGAGCAAGACAAACAGGUGAUUGCGGAGGCGAAGGCGAAGGAGGAGGAGCUGCUCAUGAUGCAAGAGGAGCGCUAUCGGGAGCGUCACCUUCAAGCACACGAAGCUCAGUGCGAUAGUAAUGCGACGCCAACAAAAGGGUCUGAACAACCGUCUCACUGCCCUGACGAGGUGGGACAGGAGGGCCUUUCAUCGGAUCGAGAGCCGUUCGUGGGUGGGGAUCUUCCUGAUAGUCCAGAGCGUUCUAUAGCUGCACCUGCACACGGUGUCCAGAGACCUGCACAACCAUCGCUGCGCUUAGACGGUGAGUGUGACGCGGAUGCGAAUGUGGAGAAGAGCGCUCUGAUCGAGGUUAUGGCGCCUGCGGAACCCGUUAGCGCGCACUCACCUAAAGCACCUCAUCAGCGAAGUGAGCCCUUGCGGGAAUCUCUCGGGCUUCCUCUGCACAAGCUCACAGGGACGGAGCGGCCGCUCGUCACGGUGUACAUGCCCGACAGAACGAACGACUUGGGUGAAGAACCGCCAUACUCGCACUGCAGCAGCCCCCUGUUCGAGGCACAACAGCAGCCUUUGAGGCGCUCUACUGGCGCUACACACGACGACGGCCACCACCACUCUGAGCCGCCGCAGAGCCGCCCGGAGGACUCUUUCUUCACUGUACAUCUCGGAGGUGACUACAACAGUCUGCAUGCCUCACUUAGCUGCACUCCUAGCUCUGACUCCGACCCUGAGCACGUUGAACUGCGAUGCACGGCUCCGUCCACGUACAGUAACCCGCGUGUGGAGACGAUCAUGCUCUGCGGCGAAGUCUACGUCGUUCCGGUGUACCAGACCACCUUCCUGGAAAGCCUCACCUAUCUUGAUCUCUGGCUCAUGUUCUACACCACGCUCUGCGUCUGGGGCAUAGGCCUCGUCAUGACCGCCAACUGGAACAUUCAGAUCAUGGUGAAGGCACGCUACGGCGCCAUGGAGCCGAAGCACUACAUUCUCUUCGCUGCCAUGUCUGGCGUAUCCGUCGCUGGCGGCCGCGUAUUCCUCGGCGUCUACGAGCGCGCGCUGCAGGUGCUGCGCGCGCGCGCUGGCACCGUGGUUGUCCCCACGCUCAUCUACCCCGUCGCCUCCGUCGGUCUGUUCCUUGGCGUGCUCUUCUGGAUUGCGCUUCCCGAUGGGAAGGCGCUCAUUCUCCCUUACAUCCUCAGUGGGUUUUUCUACGGCGUGAGCACGAGCGCUACCUUCUACGUGCUAGGCACCAUCUUCGACCGCGACAUGGGUAUGCACUACGGCUUCUGCUAUCUUGGCGGCGCUCUCGGGUUCGUGCUGUGCUACUGGUGUGCGUGGUACCUCACGUACGAACGCGAGGCAUCGCCAUCAACGUUGGGCUACUGCGUUGGUGCGCGUCGCUGCAUGAACCGCGCCGUUGGCAUCUACCUCGCCCUCGCCUUCUCCUCCAUCGCCUCUUCCUACCUUGUGCAUCGUCGCUAUUCGAAGCUGGUGCGCGGGAAGCUGGCGCAGCGUCGCGUCAUUGUUCCGCGUAUCAAGCGCGCAUUAGUGGCGUCAGGGUUCUGUGAAAGCAGCGAUGGAGUGAAGAAGAGUCGGAGUAACGGUAUGGAUGGAGCCUUCGGGGCGAAUGAGUAG